Molecule: messenger RNA, 3396 nt
Organism: Saccostrea echinata
Lineage: Eukaryota; Metazoa; Mollusca; Bivalvia; Ostreida; Ostreidae
Exons: 16
Coding region: 310-2784 (824 amino acids)
Molecular function (GO): protein binding
Source: RefSeq, a predicted model, not a curated record
UAAACAUGAUUAUUUUUACAAGUGUCUUGUAAAGUUUAAAGGCGAAGGUUGUAAUAAAAAUGACAAAAGACUGAUGAGCUAAUAGUAAUGUACAAAUAAUUGCUGUGAAAGCGUUUUAAUAGCUGCUGUUAAGUUAGUUAAAAGGCGACAAACUUGGCGGUUCAUACACAUGUGCGUUAGUUGCUAGAUUUCUACUCGAUGAUGUGCAGUGAGCCGAAAGGGGGACUUCUUUUGUUUUGUGACAGAAAGAGAAAGAGAUUGUGAACUGGCAACAUUAUCUGAACUAAAGUGAAGCACUUUCAGGUCACUAUGCCUGGUCAGUUUAGAAGUGCGGGGGACAUCCUGUUCACUGACCAUCCUCCAAUACCUGGUCAGAUCUCAGAUGUCCAGCUGAAGCAGUUCUCAGAAACCAGUAACUUCCUACAGUGUCUCGAGCCUCUGACCAGAGACAAGCCGUUCUUCUUUGCUCAGAUUAGAGCUCUGUCUAACAACAGUAAGAUCAGUAUAGGGAUUGCUGGUCCUGACAUAGCGGAGGACGGGACGCCGGGUCACUGGAUCAAUACGGUGGGAUACAGCAGUGAUGGCAUUUGUCGAACCUCGCACAACGAAAUCGCAAAUACGUACGGAGCGAAGUACAGCAUAGGUGAUGUCUUUGGAGUUUUUGUCAGCCAUUUUGGGAAGCAGAUGUCCACUGUGAUUUUUAUCAAGAAUGGACAACCUGUUGCUACAAGGUUUCAUUUUGAACCUGACCACAAAAAGUUUUUACCAACAAUCACACUGGAGAAUGGACCAAUUGACCUUGGAAUUAUGUGGCCCCAGGCAGUGAUGGUGAAGCCACAGUUUUCAGAUAAAAACAUGAUUCAUUGGAUUACCUCCCCUGGUGUGAGCUACAACUUGGCUGACAACAUGUUUGUUUUUAACCCAGACACAGAAAACCAGGGUACAAUACAGAGCCCCACAUCUCUUUGUAGAGAAUUUGAGCACUAUGAGGUAGUGAUCCAGAAAGUUUCCGAGACAGGGGCAGGGCCAGCAGUUGGCAUAGCGACCUGUAGUUUACUGAAGCCGACGCCCACAUGUAAAGCUCUUGUCGACUUCUUCAGGCUGCUUGCUGAUGGAAAAAAUGUAAAACUCUCUGAGGGACAGAGGGUGGGGAUAGGAGUCCACUACCCCAAGGACGUACGGGAAAAACCAGACCACGAUGACAAAACACAACAACUGGUGCUAGUUUUUGUUACCUUGGAUACCAAGAUUGGGUACGCCAAAGUUGUAGUACAGCCCGAAGGGGGGUUCUUCCCAAUGGUGGUCCUUAACAAAAAUGGUUCCAAGGUAACAGUUGAUGUGACAACGAAUCGUAAAAUUGAGACGUAUGAGAAUCUUGAUCCAAUGUUUGAAGAGCAUUUAGAGGAGGCCAAACGACUAAUGCUGAACGACAGUCUUAAAAGGCAACUGAAGCCAGAGAUGUUCAGGAAGUCAGAGCAGUUGAAGAUUGAAAUCAAUGAACAAACCGCAAUGGUGGAUCUCAGUAAGCAGUAUUGUCGUGUACAUCUGUCUAAAGACGCCAUGGGGAUCCAUCUUAUCCAAUUCCGACAACCCCUGACGAAGAACAGCCCAUACUUCUGUAUAGAAAUCCGGAAACUUAAUGAAGACUCAGUACUGACAAUAGGACUGGCUGACUCCAAAUUCCCCCUCAACAAACACCCCGGAAAAGUCCCAGAGUCCACAGGGUACUGCUCAAGAGACGGAAAAAUGUACUACAACAAACAGCAUGAGGGGCACUCAUUCGGGGAAAGAUUUGGAGAGGGUGAUAUGGUUGGUGUUGAAGUGUCAAACAUUGGCAGAAAGCAUCCAGUCGCUCUGUUUUCUAAGAACUGGCGAGGGAUUGACACGCGAUACGUCACCAUUCUGGACCAAGAUCAGAUCUUACCGACGGUGGCCGUGUGUGGUAACGGAUACGACGUGGAAAUAGACAUCUACUGGCAGAAUCAGUACUUAAAGGGGCCUCCAUUUAAUGAACAUAACCCCCAAGACUGGUGUUAUUCAAAAGAUGUUACUGUUGACAGGAAGAACCGAAUAUUUACAGCACCUGAACACAACGAACCUAUCCUUAUACAGUCUCCACAACCUUUUGACCCCGAGUCAAAUUAUGACUACUUUGAGGUACAGAUCCUUGAUAAGUUUGGUAAGGAGGCUGGUGCCCCACCCCCAGGGAUUGCCCUCAGCUCCCCCUGUUCCCAGGAUAUCACUCCUGGGUCGUCUUCCAACUUUAGACAAGAUUAUGUCAGAUUUCUUGCCGUUGAUGAAGCUGAGUCCAGUGUUUCUGUUGGAGAUAAAAUUGGAUGGGGAGUGAUUUUUCCCGACAGUGAAAUAAAAAAACAGGAAGACCGUCUUAUAAUUUGUUAUCUGUGUAUUAACCUGACUGUUGUACUGACACGAGUCAUCUACGAGCCUCCAGGAGGAGUUUAUCCAAUCAUAAUGCUCCCCAGUGGUGCCAAUCGUGUGAAGCUUGGAACUAUAAUCCACAUCCACACACAUCCCAUAACGCCUGAGGUUCAAAGGGAGCUAAUCCAGGAGGCAAAAGAUCUCAUAGCCGAGGAAAAGCGGGUCACAGCAGAAGGGGGUGACCCACAUGAAAUGAACAUUGAUAAAAAUCUUUUUAAGGCAUUUUUGCUAGAAACUCCAGACUCCAAACGGGACAAUAAAAACCCCACAAAAGUAGCCACCGUUAUCAUGGCAGCCAAUGCAUUCCAGCGAAAAAAGAAAUCCGUCAGUUGUGUGUUGCUAUGAUAAUGAUCGUAAUAGAUGACAGAUCCUUAAGUGUAUUAAUUAGAUUGACCCAUAGUUGAUUAUGGAUUUUUAUUGUACAGAACAGGGUAAACAUUUCUCAGCUUUAGUCUAUAGAGCUAUUUAUAAGCAAAGAAACAGAUUUGUGAUGUGAAUACUGUAAAAUGUGAAAAUUUACCAUUAUGAAGCGAAAUCUGUAAGCUGUAAGAUGAAUAAGAUGUACAUACAAAGACAUCUGUUCAUGGAAGGUAUUUACCUGAAAAAGUAACCUACUGUAUAUUUAAGUUGAAACACCACACUUGUAAAUUUUCACAUUUGCAGUAGUCACAUAACAUGUAACUUUAUGUAUAAAAUUUUUUAAUUGACUAACAUGUAGAAUGUCAUGUGACUUUUAAUGACACAACUUUCAAAUGUUCAGCAUUAACCAGUGCAUUACCUGUGCUCAAUACUGUUAUAACAUGUUCAUAUAUAUUGUUAUGUACAGUCAUUUAUUUAUAUAUUAUUUUGUAUAUUGUUAUGUCCAUUUAACACACAACCUGCAACAAUAAUCUACAAGGCUGUUAUUAAUUUUCCAGUUCUACUUUUGACUAUAUACUGUCUUGUUAAAUAACUGUA